AUGGAGACGGGAUAUUCACUCUCCGCUCCCAUGGCCGCGGCUUCUGCGCAGCCACCAACUCCCACCAACACUUCUUCGUCACAGGGAUUACCAUCAGCUGAUCUCCCAGGCGUCGACGACGAGCGGACAUCAUGGCCGACCAUGCUUUCCGGGAGCCAUCCUAACCGUUCCAGCCUGGGAGAUAAAUCCUGGCUCCCAGGGGAUGACCGUCUUCCCCGGCUUUACUAUGAAUUCUUCCAUCCAGCACAUCCCAUUCUAGUGCCGAGCAGUUGCUUCAACGAGCGAAAUUACCCUCUCUUUCUCCAGUUGGUCGUGUACUUUGUCGGGUCCCACUACGUCAGCUCCAGUCCCAGUGGCGAACUCAAGACCAAAGUGGCAGCCGAGCUCUCAUCCAACCCUGAACGCUCUCCCUGCAUGGUCCAGGCGUGGCUGAUCUAUGCGAUCGUGCUGACAGCUCGCGGGGAAUGCUACGAAGCCCGAGAGGCGCUGACGCGAGCCAUCGACAUGGCCCUGGAGCUAGGGAUGAACCGACGCGAUUUUGCCGCCUCCGCCCACCCGGAAUGCUCCGUCGAGGCCGAGAGUAUGCGCCGCACGUGGUGGGAACUAUACAUCACCGAGAUCUACAUGGCUGUCUCGCUCAAGUCUGUCACGUUCCGCUGUAGCACUGUGGCCCCAGAGGUCGCGCUUCCCUGUGAAGAGUCCCGCUACACGGGGACUCGUGAGGUCCCGAAACCACACAUGAUCCUCGAUUUUAGGAGGCGGAUCUUCGCGGCCGAUGACCCAGUCUAUUCCUCGUUUAGCUAUCGCAUCGAGGCGAUGAUGAUCCUCUGCCGAGUGCUCAUGCUGAACCACCUCCAAGACUGCCACCGCGAUCAUCUCCAGGCGGUCGAGAACGCACUCGUCAGCUGGAUCAACCAUCUCCCGCCAAAGAAACUAGACAUUGUCGACUCGUACGGAAACAUCGAUGAGAUGAUCUUCCAGGCACACGUGACGAUAGGCUACGCCGCCAUGCUUCUGCAUCUACCCAGAAGCGAGAUGCAGCCGGUCCUGGCGCAGCUGAACAGCGACCGGUUCUGGCCGGCGGCGUCGAAUCAGCUCUCCUCUACGUUCACGCGGAUGGUACACAGCAUCAAGGCCACCGAGGCCUCGCGGCGGGUGUCCGACUCCAUCUCCGUCUGUCCCAACGUCCUCAAACACACGCCCUUCAUCAUCCCCGCCCUGGCUUUGUGCGGGAUGAUCCAACUGGCGACCUGCACCAGCCACUCCGAAGACUGCUUCGACCAUCACUGCAACCGUGUAACGCUGGUCCUGGGCUGUUUGAAAAGUACCCGGCGGACGUGGGAGCUGGGCGAGUCCGCUUAUCAGUACCUCCGAUCGUGCGCAGCCGAAAUCAUGUCCGCGUCAAUCGAACGAUGGAAUGCCACCCCGUUGAACCGGUUUGUGCCUUCGGAACCUGUCCUGACUGAUCAGGAGCGACCUACACAUUCUUCCGGUGCAAUGACACGGUUUUCCGACGGACAAGACUUUCCCGGGCCUGACUUGUUACCGGCUUUUCUAGACCCUACGUGUUACAACACAUCUUUUUUCAGCCCGGUUCCAGAUUUUAAUAUUGCAUGA
Messenger RNA from Aspergillus terreus NIH2624, 1617 nucleotides. Its product is annotated as fungal specific transcription factor domain-containing protein. The record is from RefSeq and is a predicted model, not a curated record. The transcript has a single exon. Gene Ontology annotation, molecular function: DNA binding; zinc ion binding. The coding region runs from base 1 to 1617 and encodes 538 amino acids. Gene Ontology annotation, biological process: DNA-templated transcription. NCBI's taxonomy places the organism in Eukaryota, Fungi, Ascomycota, Eurotiomycetes, Eurotiales, Aspergillaceae.